GUAAGUGCCUUCUGUCUGCAGAGAAAAAAGAUAGAGAGAAAUUUUUGCACGAAAAAAAAAACUCAAGUAAUUUACUAGGAGAGUCACACAGAAAGAUGCGGAUACUGUUUUAAAAGUGAACUCCAAAAUAUAUAAUCAAAGCAACCGAAAGAGAUAGAUAGAGCGGCAGACAGAUUCGUCCAACAUAAAUUUAAAUCAAUCAGAAUAAAACAGGACAGAAAAUGAAUCGUCGCAGACCUAACCUCAAAAUACAAGUGAACGAAAGUUCACUUCCACCACCAUCCACUGCCCCACAUAAUUUAGAUAAGCGAACAACUAUUACAAUUGACGAUCGAACGUUUAUUGUUGAAGCCGAUGAUUUGGAAAAGAUAUGUGAUUUGGGCCAUGGUGCUUACGGAAUUGUCGAGAAGAUGCGACAUCGACAAACAAACACAGUGAUGGCUGUUAAACGAAUUACCGCCACAGUGAACACCCAAGAACAGAAACGAUUGUUGAUGGAUUUAGAUAUUUCGAUGCGAUCGUCUGAUUGUCUAUACACGGUACAUUUCUACGGAGCAUUAUUUCGAGAGGGAGACGUUUGGAUUUGUAUGGAAGUCAUGGAUACUAGUUUAGAUAAAUUCUAUCCAAAAGUCUACAAGAAUGAUCAAAUCAUAAGCGAAGACAUUUUAGGAAAGGUUGCCGUAGCUGUUGUGAAUGCACUCUACUAUUUACAUGCAAAUUUGAAAGUCAUUCAUCGAGAUGUAAAACCGUCAAACAUUCUCAUCAAUCGAAAAGGUGAGGUAAAAAUGUGCGAUUUUGGAAUAUCAGGUUAUUUGGUGGAUUCGGUAGCAAAAACAAUUGAUGCUGGAUGCAAACCGUACAUGGCACCAGAACGCAUUGAUCCAACAGGAAAUCCUGGACAGUACGACAUUCGAUCAGAUGUUUGGUCGUUAGGAAUAAGCAUGGUAGAAAUGGCAACCGGAAAGUUUCCGUACAACUCAUGGGGAACGCCGUUUGAACAAUUGAAACAGGUUGUGAAGGAUGAUCCACCUCGAUUAGAAUCCGGAAAAUUUUCGCCGGCAUUUGAAAAUUUCAUUUCAGCAUGUCUGCAGAAGAAGUACACGGAUCGACCCAACUAUGAGCAGCUAUUGCAGCAUGCCUUUCUUGUUGAGCACAUGAACAAGGACACUGAUGUGGCCGGAUUCGUUGAAGAAGUUCUCAAUAUGCCAGAUGCAUAAAGUUCCCGAUUACGAGCUACCAUCACCGUUGUGCUACUGCUAUAGUGCCAUUCAUUGUCACUUUUUAAAAUGUGUUUUUUUUUCAUCAAUUUUAAUGCGAUUUGCAUUACGGAAUAAAUUUGAUUAAAUAUGCUAUUUUACGUUCGAAUUUCAAGAGAUAAUGUUAAAUAAAAAUAUUUUACGGCUAAUGGGCAUACCGGCUGUAUGCAAAGCAUAAGCUAUAAAUCACAAGAGUCAAUUUAUGAAUAAUAACAUAAUUCAAUUAACAAUUUGUAAUAAAAAGAGAAAUACUUAUGAAAAUGAAACGAAUUUUAACAAAAAACAUGAAUUUACUUAAUGAACAAAUACAGAGAUUGAUUUUCCAAAAUGGACACGGAGACAAUAAUUUCGGUCUCGUUACCAGCUGAUAAGAAGCGGAACAAUAAAUCGAUUUAUUAACUAACCAAA
This is a messenger RNA of Contarinia nasturtii (swede midge), 1664 nucleotides long. It is a transcript of the gene lic, whose product is annotated as dual specificity mitogen-activated protein kinase kinase 3. Lineage: Eukaryota; Metazoa; Arthropoda; Insecta; Diptera; Cecidomyiidae. Gene Ontology annotation, biological process: protein phosphorylation; stress-activated MAPK cascade. Bases 222 to 1217 code for a protein of 331 amino acids. The record is from RefSeq and is a predicted model, not a curated record. The transcript is spliced from 8 exons. Gene Ontology annotation, molecular function: ATP binding; MAP kinase kinase activity.